This is a messenger RNA of Pimephales promelas (fathead minnow), 1026 nucleotides long. The record is from RefSeq and is a predicted model, not a curated record. Lineage: Eukaryota; Metazoa; Chordata; Actinopteri; Cypriniformes; Leuciscidae.
GAUGAACCCACAAUUCAAGCUGGAGAAACUACAUCUGUAUAGAUGCAGGAUUACAGAGGAACAGAGUCUCAUCCUGACUUCAGCUCUGAAAUCAAACCCGUCACACCUGAGAGAGCUGGACCUGAGCGGGAAUAAACUAGGAAACACAGGAGUGAAAAACCUCAGUGAUCUACUGAUGAACCCACAAUUCAAGCUGGAGAAACUACAUCUGGUUGACUGUGGCAUUACAGAUGUUUCUUAUUUAACUCAGUCUUUGACGAACUCAAAAGCACUGCAGUUUUUAAAAGAGCUUGAUCUGAGAGACAAUAAGAUCGGAGACUCAAAGCAGCGGCUCAGAGACGAGCUACGAGACUCAAACUGUAUCCUGAGAGUAGAUGAAGAUUGAUCAUAAAACAUCAGUGGAUUUCCAUCAAGGUUUAAAUCUGUGAAACGGAGAUGAGAGGAGCAGAAACCAUCAGGUGAUCCACAGAAGAGUCUCACUGGUGUCUAUGAGGAGAAAUACUCGUGUAAAUGUGUUUCAUACAGGUGGAAGAGACUCAGACUUCACUUUUAAAUAAAGCAGCGUGUGUGUUAGCAUGCGUAUUAGAAACAUGUGAUAUUGAAUGAUUAAUGUUGGUUUAUUAUUCAGACAAAUGAUGGUUUAGUUGUAAUUAAAGGUGGAACAGAGGAAGAAGCUCAGAUGAGUGUCAGCAGAAAUCUUCACUAUCAGGCCUGCAAAUAUAAUAAUGUUUAGACUAAACUCAUCCAGAAUUAUUCAGGUAUUUCUAAUCAUGAACGUGAUCGUCAAGUAUAGCACAUAAAAGAUAAAUAUAUGUUUCCAAAUAUAUAAAGUUUAACCUUUAAACCUUCACAUUGUCUCUGUAACAUUUUAUACACAGAAUAUGUUUAUUGUUAUUGUUUUAUUGUAUAUGAAGUUAGUUAGUGUGUGUGUGUGUUGCUGAUGCACAGAUGUAAAGUAUAUUGUCUCUGUUCUGUGGAUGAAGUCUCUUCUCCUCUUCAGACCAACUAAACAUUUUCCCCAGUUAA